CCUUUGUGCCUAUUAAUAGAUAACAACGCCAAUAUGUAAGAUCACCCGCAUAAACAAAGACGCUUCACUACAGACACUUGAUAUUCAGCGACAAGAGCAAUACUGCGGCUACAUUGUUAUGGAAAGACAGUUAUGCAGGAGGGGACGGUCCUAGUUGACUGACAACAGCACACGAAAACAGGUGCCCGGGGCUGUUACGAACUCGCGAUGCAGGGAUUGGAUUUGGGUGCCGUGCUGCACUUGACAGAGCAAAUGACGCCCUUUUUGAAGUUGCUCGAUUUUAAGGAAGAGGACAUAACUCAGGGCGAAUUGAGACCGCACCUUCAUGAACUGUCUUCAAUACAGACGCCGUCGUCUGAAGCAUCGUCGGUUUCCUUGACUUCCUCUUCAAAUGCCAGCGGCCCUGAGACGGUGAGGUCCUACCUGGAGCAUUCCUGUAACGUAAACUUUGAAGCUAUUAACAGUGCCGGAAACACAAUCCUACACUGUAUCACUUUAGCCCUAACGGAGAAACACAAUGACACAACGAACAUCGUCUUGCUGGAACUGUUUGACAGAGUGGUCUCAUUUUCAGUCUUUUUGAAACCUUUUUUGCAUGACUUUCAAAGACACAAACGGGAGUGCAUACUUCACUUGACCACUGAUAUAAAAAAUACUAAGGAAUUAUCUGUUCUUGAGCUGGCUUUCCAUCUUGCGGCGUAUCCUGUGGUCGAGAGGCUGAUGAUGAUGGAGGAGGUGAUGUGCACUGAUAAGAAGUACACUUCCGAGGUGUGCACCUUCCUCCGUCAAUAUGACAUCACCAACAUAACUCCUCUUACAAAUGGUUCCGUGUCGCGCUGCAUGACUACCGAGUGUGUGCCCGAGCCUUCCUGCCUUGAAAGGAUGUUAACACGUUCGCCUGAAUGUGCAGAUCGUGUCCUAGACAUCCCCCCUGUCAGGGCAAUCGAGAAGAUGUAUAAUUCUGUGACCACCAAAAUCUAUGUCUUCAUCACAUUGAUGCAUAUAGUGUACAUGUCGGUAUUCAGCUAUGCUAGUUGUGAGGUAAUGGCCAGCGACAGAAAUGGCACUCGAAGCACAAGCACGUAUGAUGCGAGACUACUGUUUUACACCACCAGUCUAAUUGAACCAACAUUGUUUACUUUAUAUUUUUUGUACGAUGCGUAUGUAUGUUUAACUUGUAAGGCAAGGUGCUGGACCACAAUUGAUGAUGAUCCGGAUUUAAAGAUAGUAGGUGUUUCUUUGAUAAGGUCACUGGUAUAUUUUGUUUAUUACAUUGUCUUUGUAUGCCUAGUUACUGUAUUUGUAAGUGAAUAUGGUCUAUAUGGCCCAGAGGGAUUGAAUGACCUGAUGUCAGUGACGUUGUUUUACGGUUGGCUGGUAACGUUUGCCUUUGCAAAAGGAAUACAAGAAAUUCAUUUCUUUCUGAGCAUAAUAUUCAAGGAUAUUCUUUUCGAUGUCUUGAAGACCGUUCUAGUAUAUGUAGUCAUUCUCGUUGCUUUUACUCUUGCAUUACAUUCACAGUUUCUGGUGUCUGGUGACAUUGUUAAACUUUACCAAACACCUAUCAAUACAAUGUUCCUACUGUUUAAUGUCAUGAUGGGAAUGACGGAAAUGUGGGAUGGGGACUUGGAGAACCAUCUGGAGAAGGCGGGGGCGGCUCCAGUGUUCAGUAAGCUUCUGUACAUUGGCUAUAUAGUUCUUGUUACUAUCAUGCUGUUGAACCUUCUGAUAGCCAUGAUGAAUAAAUCCUACUCCCGUUUCGACUUUGAACAUCCAGUCGCGUGGAGGGUUGAAGCCAUCCAGAUGGGAAUCAACAUUGAGAGAUCUUUGCCGUGGUUGUCUAGAAUAUUGGGUACCCGCCACAUUUGCAAAGGUGGCAUCUUCGACAAAACGAAGGAUGAAUGUUCAUCGUGGUACAUUGAGAUACAAUAUGAAGAUGACGAAGAUAUGGACAGUGAUAGUAAACGACCUGACAAGGAAAUGACAUUGAGACAAAUGGGUGAAAAGCUGACCUCAAUAGAGAAAUCCAUUGCAGGUUUGAAACCGGAAACGGAAAGGAAAGACCAAUGUACCCAAACCCCGCCUCUCUCAAAAGAUAAAGAGAUAUAUUCUCUCAGUCCACGGUUUCGUGUCUCGAAUGCUUGGAUUUCGGAAUCUGGAACAACUAGAACAAACAAUUUUGAACUUGUCAGUGAUGAGAUGAUAUGUUGAAGAACUCCUCCAGCAAUGGUCGAUCUCAGCUGCAUCAGCUAAUUAUGAUGAGUGAGUGAGUGGGUGAGUGAGUAUAGUUUUACGCCGCUUUUAUCAAUAUUCCAGCAAUAUCACGGAGGGGGACACCAGAAAUGGGCUUCACACAUUGUACCCAUGUCGGGAAUCGAACCCGGGUCUUCGGCGUGACGAGCGAACGCUUUAACCACUAGGCUACCCGACCGCCCCCUAAUUAUGAUGACUAAGUAUUUGUUAUCAUAAGUGUGUUUGUUUGUUGUUUAACAUCGCAUUCGGCAAUAUUCCAGCUAUAUGACGGCGGUCUGUAAAUAAUCGAGUUGGGACCAGACAAUCCAGUGAUUGACAUCAUGAGCAUCGAUCCACGCAAUUGGGAUCCAUGACAGCGAGCCUGACCACCCGAUCCCGUUAGUCGCCUCUUACGACAAGCACAGUCGCUACUACUAUCUUGUUAAUAAGUACAUUGUAUAAUAUGUUGCAUUAGUUGUCGUUUGUUAUGAUCCUUUUUGUCUUAAAAUAUCUGAAUGUGGGCAUGCAAAUAUUUAAUCCUUUAUAUUGCUACACAAGAUUGGAUGUGGAUCGGUUGUCCGUUUAUGCUGGAUACUUUGCUUUAGUUAUAUUGAGAUUGUGAUUAGUUUGUUUUCAUGGUCAGAUCAGAGUCAUUCAUUCAAACAGGACAAUGGUAUUGAGCAAAUUGAUUUUUCUCUUUCAUGUGGCAUGUGUUUAUGUGGUCGAAAUGGUAUGUUUUUUUACAGUUGUUGAAUUCAUGGGCGCGUGUGCAUGUAAAUAAA
Haliotis rufescens (red abalone) is the source of this 3014-nucleotide messenger RNA. Its product is annotated as transient receptor potential cation channel subfamily V member 6-like. The coding region runs from base 208 to 2211 and encodes 667 amino acids. Gene Ontology annotation, cellular component: membrane. Gene Ontology annotation, molecular function: calcium channel activity. The transcript is spliced from 2 exons. NCBI's taxonomy places the organism in Eukaryota, Metazoa, Mollusca, Gastropoda, Lepetellida, Haliotidae. Gene Ontology annotation, biological process: calcium ion import across plasma membrane. The record is from RefSeq and is a predicted model, not a curated record.